AGAAAGAAAGAGAGAGAUGAGUCAGUCAGACGGACCUACAAUAGGGUAGUUAUGGCACCUGCACUGCUCCCAUUGAAGUGGGAAAGAUAGCGGAACACAGGCUGCAGGAUUGUCCAGGUAAACCAAAGAUGGUCCUGAUGAGAGUGAUGCUGUCGGUGUCCCUCUGCCUGCUGCUGACGUCCGUUGGCUCGGGCUGCGGACCGGGCAAGGGAUACGGGAAGCGGAGGCACCCCAAGAAGCUGACACCGCUGGCGCUGAAACAGUUCAUCCCCAACGUGGCGGAGAAAACCCUGGGGGCCAGCGGCAAGUACGAAGGCAAGAUCACGCGCAACUCGGACAGGUUCAGGGACCUGACUCCCAGUUACAACCCCGAUAUUAUUUUUAAGGAUGAGGAAAACACCAACGCAGACCGACUCAUGACACAAAGGUGUAAGGACAAACUGAACUCUUUGGCUAUUUCAGUCAUGAAUCAGUGGCCCGGGGUUAAACUUCGAGUCACAGAGGGCUGGGAUGAGGAUGGCCAUCAUUCUGAGGAGUCCCUGCACUAUGAGGGCAGAGCGGUGGACAUCACCACCUCAGACCGGGACAAGAGCAAGUACGGCAUGCUGUCCAGGCUGGCUGUGGAGGCGGGCUUCGACUGGGUAUACUAUGAGUCCAAAGCCCACAUCCACUGCUCUGUGAAAGCAGAAAACUCUGUGGCAGUUAAGUCUGGAGGUUGCUUCCCUGGUUCGUCCAUCGUGAUCCUGUCAGAUGGAAGGACUAAACCAUUGAAGGAGCUCCAGGUGGGGGACAAGGUGCUGGCCGCUGACCAACAAGGAAAUCUUGUUCCUAGUGACUUUCUAAUGUUUAUGGACCAGGACCAGCAGAUUAUGAGAGAGUUCCACGUCCUGGAGACUGAAGAGCCACGCUGCAGACUGACACUGACUGCAGCUCACCUAGUCUUUGUUAUGAGCAACAACAACAGCACCAACAGCAGCGACAUUAGGGCCGUGUUCUCCAGUAAUGUAAAAAUAGGACAGUGGCUUCUUGUUGUUGGGAAUGACCGUCCGGACCACCUCAUCCCUGCAAGAGUGACAAGAAUUCGUGUGGAGAAAUAUCGAGGGUCUUAUGCACCCGUAACAUCUCACGGAACCAUCAUAGUUGACUGGGUUUUGGCAUCUUGCUAUGCGGUCGUUGAGGAUCAUGACCUUGCACACUGGGUUUUUGUGCCAGUCCGACUGUGGCGCUCGUUCCUGUCCCUGGUCGGGAUGGUGAAAGAGCUCAGCAGUGUGUACCAAACGGAGGGCGUCCACUGGUACCCAGAGCUUCUCUACCAUGUGGGAAGUUGGGUUCUGGACAGCAGCUCUUUUCACCCACAAACAGCUCUUUAAAUUGACACCCGCCAACCUGCCAAAUGCGGGUAGAAAUUAACUUUGGCAGGUAACAUUGUAAAGUUACUAGGCAAUUUGGCUGGUGAUGAAUGAGGCAAAGCGUCUGUUUGAUUCAGCAGGCUGCAGAAACGAUGCGACAAGUCAGUGUUGCCAGAUUGGUCUGUUCUCCGCCAAGAAAUUUGGGCGGUUUUGUGUGUCUUUGCCUUGGAAACGUAAUCUUUAUCUUGCAACACUGCUUGUUGAACUAAUCCUACAUUUCCCAUAAACAACCGUUGGAUACGUGCCUAACAUGUGCGGUAUCGAUUACGAGCUACGCUGAAACGGAGAAGACGAAUGGAAUGGCGCGAAACAAACCAGAGGAGCUGAAAUCAAGUAGUAAAGUUAUUUAGGAAAAAAAACAAAAACGUGGAGAUAUUUUUUUGGGGGAGUUAAGAAACCAGAAGAGCAAAAGAGGACGGCUGCAGACACAGGGGUCAAUAAGGAUGAAAGAGUAGGGAAAGAGAAGAAUACGAGGACUUUUGAAUUCUAAAUGGCUGUCAGGUUGUAAGUGGCUCAUAUAUAUAUUGAAAAAUUUGGCUCGUGGAAAAUCUGAUUGGCUGGUAACUUUAAAAAUCUACUAGCCAUGUUGGCUGGUGACCAAAAAAGUUAAUUCCAUGCCCUGCCCACAAAGCUGAGAUAUAGAUGUGUGUAGCUUUACAAGACUGUACAGUAACAUCGAGAGAGUAAAAAACCCUUUCCAAAGUACAGACUAUACAU
Molecule: messenger RNA, 2126 nt
Organism: Sander lucioperca (pikeperch)
Lineage: Eukaryota; Metazoa; Chordata; Actinopteri; Perciformes; Percidae
Product: tiggy-winkle hedgehog protein-like
Exons: 3
Coding region: 129-1370 (413 amino acids)
Biological process (GO): protein autoprocessing; cell-cell signaling; regulation of gene expression
Molecular function (GO): patched binding; calcium ion binding
Source: RefSeq, a predicted model, not a curated record